CUAGUAUACGGUGGUGUAGAUACGGGUUGUGGUAACUUAAUUUCACUGCGGUUAAAUACCUAAAGGGGGCUGAUUUUUUUAAUUGAGUUGGCCGUCAAAAAUGGUAUUGGCAGAAAGAAACUCUGAAAGUGCUAGAAAUGGUCGGAGAUCUAGAGGACCGAGUCCAAAUGGUCAUGCAUCGGAUUCCAGUAGCGAAGAAGAAGGAGAGAAAAUUCGCGUGGGACGAGAUUAUCAAGCUGUCGUACCAGAAUGCAUCCCACUGUCGGAACGUCGACCAGAACAGUGUUCUGACCGUGCGUUACUGGUUUGGUCCCCGACCAACUCGAUCCCCGACUACAAGUUGGACGAGUAUAUUUCCCUCGCUAAGGAGAAGUAUGGCUACAAUGGAGAACAAGCUCUGGGAAUGCUGUUUUGGCACAAGCAUGACCUUGAGCGAGCCAUCCUUGAUCUGGCAAAUUUCACACCGUUUCCAGAUGAAUGGACAGUGGAGGACAAAGUGCUCUUUGAGCAGGCCUUUCAGUUUCACGGAAAGAGUUUCCACCGCAUCAGGCAGAUGUUGCCCGACAAGACAAUUGCGAGCCUCGUCCGCUACUAUUAUUCCUGGAAGAAGACUCGCAGUCGUACCAGCCUCAUGGAUCGGCAGGCUCGCAAGCUGGCAGCACACCGAGAGGAGGGCAGUGAGGGGGGCUCGGAGUUGGGCUCCAACACUGACUCAGACUCUGACGAUAAGAAAUGGACAAUCCACCGGGGGAUCCGUCGAAAGAGUGGAUCGCCCCCACGUGCUCAGAAUGCAGAGGAUGGCACUCAGAAGGACGGUGCCGAAGGAGGCAAGAAUUCGUGUGCAAACUGUGGUGUGUCAUGCACCCACACUCACGUCACUCCGAAGGGCAACAUGUGCAGCACAUGCUACCAGCACUGGAGGCGUACCGGCAGUGUGCGUCCAACGACAGGCCCUGUGAAGAGAGACCGCCACAUGCAUUCCUUACUGCGACACAAGCGCAAGCCGCCGCGCGGCAUGUACAUCAACCACGACGACCUGGUCGCCAUGGCAUCAUCGCAGGGAGGCGGUGCUGGCGCAGGGGGCGAGCACAUGCUGAAGGCCAUGGACCGCGAGAUAGUCUCCCUAAAGAGGCAGGUGCAGAAUAACAAGCAAACCUUGAGUGCUCUCCGCCGAAAGACAUCUGAAGGCAUUGACGAGUACAGACCUCUGGACUCGAACACCCGUAUCAAUGCUCGUUGGACAAACGACGAAUUGUUGCUUGCAGUGCAAGGUGUGCGCAAAUAUGGAAAGGACUUCCGUGCAAUUGCAGAAGUUCUGGGCACAAAAACAGAAGCCCACGUGCGUAGUUAUUUUGUCAAUUAUCGUCGCCGUUACAAUCUCGAUGCUGUUCUGAAGGAAUUUGAAGCAGAAAAUGGACCCAUUGUUGAUGCUGAAGCAGACAAAGAUGAGAAGAUGGAGACCGACGGAGUGUCUUCUGGGAGUGAGGCCAGUACUCCGACACCUGGCGGCAGUUCGCCGGUCACAGUAACGUCCUCGGCAGCCGGAGGGUCGGCGGGCACGGCGGCAGUGGUCGGCAGCACUGGUGCCGGGUCUGGUCCCGUCGCUUCUCCCGGGAAGAACUCUUCUGGUUUUCCCAAAACACCACCUGUAGGCCCGGGACAAGCUGCCAAAUGAUAUUGGCUCUAGCAUAAUUUUAGGUAAUUUUUAUUUUCAGAGAACCAUAGCAGUGGAGCAGAGCCAGUGGUAUUGUGAUGGCUGUUUGUUGUUGAGAAACACACACACACACACACACACACACACACACACACACACAUUCAUGCAUGAAGUCAUAUCACUUAUCCAGUCAUUGGAAUUCUGCUGUGCUUGGGAAACAAUGUGUGCUUCAUGAGAACUAUUGUGUAGUUUGUAUAUUCUGCUGGUUUUUUUUUUUUCUUUUUUAGAUAAUACAUUUUGUGUUAUCUAUGUCAUAUGUGAAAUAUUGUUUGAUUUAUGCAGCCACUGUUUACGAAAUAUUGAGUGUCUCUGGAUUCAUUUUAGAAUUGCUGUAAAUUGAGUUUUGAUGUUAUGUAUGUAGAUUGGGCAAUUGUAAAUCAUGACGGACUUCCACAAAUGCCGUAGAACCACAAUCAAACUAGUCAGUGGAAAUGCCAAGUAAUCCGUGUGUUCGUAAAGACGUAUUCUUCCAAGAGAACUUCAGUGUUUGAAAAACAGAUUAUGAACGGACUAAGUAGUGAACACUACGAUUUUAAAUGGACUGAAUAGUGCACACUAUGACUGACGGAGUCAACUGUGAAUGAACUGUGACUACAUUUAAAGACCAUUCACAGCAUUUGUAAUCCUGUGGCCUUCAUUGCUCUCUAAGAGUUCAAGUUAACCACCAAUGCCUUCAGUGAGAGUGCAUGAAAUUGUUCUGCAAUGAGUUAACAUUGAUAGUGUAUUUGGCUGUCACCAGGCUGGUCUUAACAUUUUCCAAAAAUCACAGUGUACAACUGUAUGGAUGCUCUCAAUUUUUUAUGUAUUUAAGUACUGGUAUGUUUCUGUUUGUCAGUAGAAAAUGAAGGAAAAAUGUAUGCUGAAUUUUUUUGAAAGGGAGGGGGAGAUUUAUACAUUUUUACCAAACUCGGUAAUUAAUAAUCAGUUACAAUUCAAAAGUUUGAGAUCUUUUAUGUAAAACAUUCUCUGCGUGGAGAGCAGGGUUUGAACUUGAUUAACACUUAAGAAAAUUUUAUAUGUGAGUGCUUGGGCACAAUGCAGGGACAGUGUAAUAGGCAUAUUAUACAUAUAUAUUUAUUAUAAUUCUAUUAAAUAUUUAUUUGUUUAGGGCUUCAUUGAAGUUUUGCACAGGAACAAGGAUUAAUUGCCCUGUCACUCUGUGUUGCUCUGUAGUUAAUUAAUGUAUUGUCUAGUUCAUAGUUUGAAAAUAUGUAAAUAUCAUAAUUCCUUCAUAAUUGUCAUCCUCAUUUUUGCUAAGUUGACUGUUCUGUGAUAGUAUGUGUUUGCUUUUCAUUGCAGUUCCCCUUGUCUCUACUCAGCAUUUUCUUUGUCUUCUUUAGCAUUUCAUUUAAUUGUCUGCACAUUGCCAAUUUUUAAGUUUCCCAGUUCAUGCCGUGUGUUUUUUGUCUGUUCUGCCAAAUCAUUUGGGAACGUCUGAAUCCUAGCUUUCUUCAUGCUGUGUUUACUUAAAUACAUAGAUUUCCUGUCUGUCCCUGGUUCAGUUUUACAUAUGGAUUUUUAUUGUUUGUAUGGGGUUCUUGUGCUGGAAUAGAAUAGGUGUGGAACAAAUAAUCAUCAUGACUGAUUCCAUGAUAUAUUUGCUACACAAUAUUAAAAUUGCCUUACAUUUAUUUGUUGUGUGCAUGUAUCUUCCUUUGUUACAGCUGUUAUAAUAAAUACUUGCAGCUGGUAUACAGAAAUCCAAAUAUAUAUUCUGUAGUGAAUCUUGUUUUUCAUUCAAUUUAUCAUGCAAAUGAGUAAUCUACCUCUUUCAGAUUUGUCAUUCCUUAUUCAUGUUUUCAUGCCUUUGUUUUGCCCCUUCUAGGAUGUUGCUUGUAAUAAAGUUUUAGCCAAAAGCUUGUCAGCGUAAGACAACCUUACUGUUCGCAUUUUUAUUUUUUUUUUAUGGCUGUUUGACCUUACGUAUUCUGUCAGAGUACGCAUUGUAAUACUUGUCAUCAAACAAGGCAGUGUUCUUAAGGGCAUUUCUAGUUAUGAUGUCAGAUUUAUUUUGAUUUCUGUGUUGAAAUUCUUAUUUUUUUUAAUUAUGAAAGUGCCCUAAGUUGCACCCAAUAAAGUGUAUGUCAGCUUUUUUAAGGUACUUCAUGAAGGCUGAGAUUCUGUCCCAAGGGGAUACUAAGCCCAGUUCUGGUGAUGGUUAAUUUGAAAGUGUAUCACAUCAGGCUGUACUUAUUAAGACAUUUUGAUGAUUGAUAUGCAUGCAGUUUAUAAGUAUUAUCUUUCUCCUUUGUAAAACUGGUAUGCAUUACAAAUGCCAGUGAGUAGGUACAGUAAGGGAAGAUAAGUUUCUCCAAACUGUAAUAAAAGUGUUCUUCAGGUUUCUCUUUUAUUUACAAAGUCAAGAUUUGUACAUCACAACUGAAGUGGUUUUUUAAUGUGAUGGGGGAGCAUCGAAAUGUGCAUUUAACAAUUAUGUAAUAAGUAUGCUAAAGUGUUUAUGAUUGUCUGGUGUCAUGAUAAACAAGCCCAUUGUUGUUUUGUAUUUGUUUAAUAUAUUUUUUAAAAAUAGAUACAUUUAUCAGUUGUGUGCAGUUAUAAGCCGCCAGGCAGUUAGGUCAUAUGAAGAGCACGUAUUUUUCCAGUUCAUUCAAACUUGUAUGUUGUAGCCGUGCAUUCUCGUACAGUUAUCUGCAUUGCCUGUUUUGGUAGCUUUGUGAAAGAUCUAUUUUCUAAAUGUUUACUAAAAUCAUUGAAAGCAAAAGAAAAAUGAUUAUCCCAUAGUGGAGUUGCUGAUGUUCCUGAAAUUCUGGGUGUUUUUGCAAAUUUAACUCACUGCAGACAAAUGAAAUACUUAAAAAUAGUGAAUUGUUGACUGUCUGUAGUGUUAAGUAUUUCUAGAUAAUUAUCUAUAAUAGCCAAUAUGUUGUCUCAAUAUUAACUGGAGUGUGGCGUUGCACAAUUACAUUUGGUGUGAGUACUUAAAUACAUCGUUGUCUGAAGAUGAACUGCAUAUCUCAGCACAGUGUGUUGCUGUUUUCGUCCCAAUCUUCGGAGAGCGAGUGCAUUAGAGCAACAAGUUGGAGUUACGAGUGUUCUCGUAUGUGAACUGUGAUGUAAAUUAGUGCUGGUGCAUUAUGAAUUAUUCUGUAUGUGCACGCACACACACAUUAACAGAACUGUUGCACUAGACCUGAGAGAGAAGAAAUUACUCCUGGUCUUCAUGUUUGGUAUUUAAUAGACAUUCCUUGUUAUGAUGAACCCAAUAUUUCCAUAUUUUGGAACUGUUAAGUAUUAUAAAACAAGUCACCAUGAGUGAGUGCGGGGCAAGAGCGCAGUGGAUGUGGUGGUGGCUGAUGUGGAUUUGAAUGUGGUGCGCAGGCACGCCUCUUUGUAUCAGUAGAUAAGCUGAAGGCUGAAAUUGCUUCUUUAAGGCUUGUUAUUUUUUGAAGGAGGAAAAGGAAUACUAUCAUCACAAAUAUCUCAAAUGUUUGAUUUCUGAGGCAUUUCACUGUUGCCUGAAAGUAAAGAAGAAGAGAGUCAAAGCAAUAAUAUCCUAAUUCCUUUGUCGUGACACUGUUGCUGUGUGUACAAGUUUAUUUCAGAUUGUUAGCCAUGUAAUGCAAAUGUAACUGAAAAUUUUGUUUUCAUAUAUUUAUCUCAUAGGGAUAAGAAUAUCACCUAACAAGAUGACCAAAAAUCUGAACUCAUUUUAAUAAUCAUGUUUUUACAUCAUCCUGUUUCUUCCCAAGUGAAUUGUAACCCACCUGCAUAGCAAUUAUUGCUGAUUGUACAUUCAACUUUCAUAUAUUUUUGGAUACGGUUUCUGAUUAUGAAAGUUACUGCUUGCGUUAAACUUAAUCGUGUGAAGAAAUUGAAGACAACUAUAAGUAUGUUGCAGGUUCAGACUUCCCCUCCUGCCCUCACCCAUAUAUUUUAUUAAGCAAUUCUGUUAAUUAUUCUGUGCAGUGCCUCUGUGCUCUUAGUAAGAGAUUGACAAUCCCAUUUCUAAAAAUAUGAAUAGGUUUCAUAUGACAGAAUCUGCAUCCGGGUGCAAAGUGGACCUUCAGGUAUUUAUGAGGAAGGUAACCAAUGGAGGUACAAGUCAGUAGUUACCUUGUCUUUAGUCACUUUACCUGUGAAUAGAAAUAUCGGCACCUAGUUUCACUUUCUCCUUAACAGUUUUUGCGAUAAAUGGGUUGUGGUAACAAUUCCUCUCGUACAUUCCAAAAUGUGCAUUUUCAUACAGCAGUGUACACAUUCAUUACAAUACUACAGAAAAUUGGUAUCGUGUGAUUGCUGGAAGGUAUGGAGUGCUUGUAUCUGUGCACUCAGUAGACCCUUUCCUUUUCACGCAUAUAUGUUUUUGCAUCACAUAUAAAACAUCCUGAUUUAUUUGCGUUUGUAGGAUUUUCCUGUAUCUUGGGUCUAUUUCAAUAGUAUUUAUUCCUCAACACAAAUAAAAUAUACUUCUUAUAAGUGUAAUUUCUUACUUUUAUAUCUCUGUUUGCAACCAUUUUCAAAUAAUGUAAUACAAGUACUCAAAAAUCAUUUGGAUCCUGUGUUUCUUAGAUUGCCUCUUACUAUGUAAAUAAUAUCCUGUUAAACAUUAUCAUUCAUCUUUGAGAAUUAUAAAGAUGAAUACACAGAGAAAUGUUAAUUUGUUAAUACACUGUGGACUACAAUAAAGGGUACACAAGCAUCCAGUUACACACUAAAUAUUUUGCUCAGCAACUUGUCGCAAGAUCUGUUACCCCUCACGUGCUCUGCAGCCGUACACUUGCCUUCUCUUCCUCUGUGCGUGUGUGAAUAAUAGACAUUGCCUAUAUUCUUUGAAUUACAAAUUAUACCCCAUAUAUCUUUGAUACAAUAUGGCAUUGAUUUACUUUAUAAUAUCAGUAAAGUGCAUUCAGUAUGAGUUGACUUGCACACAGCAAUGUGUUGUGUGAGAGAGGUGUUGCUUGUCAACUCCCUGUCAUAUUUUAGGUUUACUUUUUCUGCGUAUUCAAAUAGAUUUUUAUUUUUGGGUAAUGCCCAUACCUGUGAUUAGUGUCUCUUGUAACUUGUUUGUUUUACCAUUAUUUAUUUUGCACGUCAUUGUUUAAAUAGCAUACUUUGUUUCUCUUUUAGUACACAAUUUUUUGUUAUACUGUCCUCCUCAAAAUGUACAACACAGAUAUUAUUUAACUCAUCAUUUUUCUCCACUGUCAUUAAUAGCAAUGUAAAUUUGCAUGAAAACUUACUUUUGCCAUUUGUUUUCCAAAAGAUCUUGUUUCAGUUGUUAGUGCAAUGAUAGAAACUUUACUCGUGAUGAACUUUGAAAAUUGGAAAAAAAUGUAUAAGAAGCUUACCCGAUUAUUUAUUUGUAUUGUGAGUUGUAUGUUCUAAGUAAAUAGUAACAUAUAUUUGCAUUAAAUUUCAAUUUUUAUGUUUCUCUUCCAAGAUUUAACACACACAAUGCAAAAUGUAUCACUA
Schistocerca nitens (vagrant locust) is the source of this 7147-nucleotide messenger RNA. RefSeq names its product REST corepressor 3 (gene CoRest). Gene Ontology annotation, biological process: regulation of transcription by RNA polymerase II; negative regulation of DNA-templated transcription. Lineage: Eukaryota; Metazoa; Arthropoda; Insecta; Orthoptera; Acrididae. The coding region runs from base 101 to 1675 and encodes 524 amino acids. Gene Ontology annotation, molecular function: transcription corepressor activity. The record is from RefSeq and is a predicted model, not a curated record. The transcript is spliced from 12 exons. Gene Ontology annotation, cellular component: transcription regulator complex; histone deacetylase complex.